AAAACAUGAUGGAUUCCGAAAUGAGGAAUCUCCUUUGUGGCUUUAUGCUGACAUGAGAAACGCCGUCAGCCCCAUUUCCUUUGUGUACAUAAGCUGUACCUCUGUAGUAUAGGCUAUCAUUGAGCUUUGUUGAAGGGCUAGUUAGUAUUCUAGUCUUGUUACAGACAUGAAGCAGCAAGGAACAGUUUGUGUAACAGGCGCUGGAGGAUUCAUUGGCUCUUGGCUUGUAAAGAUGUUGUUGACCAAGGGCUAUACUGUUAGAGGAGCAGUCCGUAAUCCUGAUGAUGGAAAGUAUGAGCAUCUGAGAGCCCUGGAAGGAGGCAAAGAAAGGCUUCACCUUGUCCAAACCGAUAUUCUUGAUUAUGACAGUCUAGUGAGUGUUAUUAGAGGAUGUGAUGGUGUGUUCCAUAUGGCAUGUCUUCUCACAGAUGACCCAGAACAAGUGAUAGAGCCAACAGUGAAAGGAACGGCCAAUGUAUUGGGUGCCUGUGCAGAAUGUGGAGUGAAGCGCAUAGUAUUAACUUCUUCAAUCGGUGCAGUUUACAUGGACCCAAAAAGAGAUCCCCACCUUGUCCUGGAUGAAGAAUGCUACAGUGACCUGGAUUAUUGCAUUAAAACCAAAAACUGGUACUGCUAUGCCAAAACUGUUGCAGAGAAAGCUGCAUGGAAGGUAGCCCAAGAGAGGAAUUUGGAUAUGGUGGUGGUCAACCCAAGUUUGGUUUUAGGGCCUUUAUUACAGCGCUCUAUCAAUGCUAGCACUGCUCAUAUCAUGAAAUACUUGACUGGUUCUGCAAAAACAUAUGCAAAUUUGACUCAAGCAUAUGUGGACGUGAGAGAUGUUGCAGAAGCUCACAUAUUGGUGUAUGAGACACCUUCUGCUUCUGGGCGUUAUCUGUGUGCAGAAAGCAAUAUGCACAGAGCUCAACUAGUCCAAAUGUUGUCCGAAUUGUUUCCACAAUACCCAUCUCCUACAAAGUGUUCAGACGAGAAAAAUCCAAUGAAAGAGCCUUUUAAAUUCUCUACUCAGAAGCUCAAAGACCUGGGUCUUUCAUUUACGCCUAUAAACGAGUGCCUGAUUGACACAGUAGUGAGCUUACAGGACAAGGGAUUUCUUCCCUAAAAACACUAGGGACAGAAAAUGUUCUCUUUUUCGCUAUACAGAAUUUAAUUGCUGCAAGAUUGUUUCUUUGAUCAUACAUGACCGUUUGAAAAGUGUUUCUGGAAUGUCUUCUUGUCUUUUGAAUAUCGAAUAAAUUAUUUCUUUCAAAGGAGAAAAUUCC
Molecule: messenger RNA, 1280 nt
Organism: Cryptomeria japonica (Japanese cedar)
Lineage: Eukaryota; Viridiplantae; Streptophyta; Pinopsida; Cupressales; Cupressaceae
Product: cinnamoyl-CoA reductase 1
Exons: 6
Coding region: 167-1120 (317 amino acids)
Molecular function (GO): oxidoreductase activity, acting on the CH-OH group of donors, NAD or NADP as acceptor
Source: RefSeq, a predicted model, not a curated record